AUUUUUACCUUUUAUUGGAAGUCAUCAGCCUGUUGGCGUUUUGAUUGAUAAGACUUCUCCGACUUCUACUCCGGGGCACGCGAGUUAUAUCCUCCUGUCGCACCGGACUCGCGAUACCCUCCUUAUCUAUACCACAACCUCAAAUCUACACUUCGCCAUGUCGUCGUCAAGACUCGCUGGCGGUGCUAAGCACCGGCUGAUGUCCGAGAUGCAAGAGCUCUCGAAAGAGAAAUGGGUGAACAUCGAUUUGGUGAAUGCCAAUAUCCUACGUUGGCGCCUUGGUCUUAUUGUUGUUAAUCCCGAUAGCGCAUUUAACGGGGGCUACUUUAAGGCCGAGAUGACCUUCACUGAAGAGUAUCCCUACCAGCCGCCGACAUUUAGAUUCCUAAUCCCCAUCUAUCAUCCCAACAUCUACCCCGACGGCAAACUGUGUAUCUCCAUUCUACACACUCCCGGCGAAGACAUCAUGUCUGGGGAGCAGGCUAGCGAGCGAUGGUCUCCUUUACAAGGUGUUGAGUCUGUGCUCCGGUCCGUUCUCCUACUUUUAGACGAUCCCGAAAUCAACUCCCCGGCAAAUGUAGACGCCAGCGUAACGUACCGGGACGAUCGCGCCACCUACAACAAGAAAGCCAGGGAAAUUGUCGAGAAGUCCAAGAGCGAUAUUCCGAGCGACUUCGUGAUGCCAACCAGCCUCGAACCUCCGCCGCCACCGAAGCCGGUAGACGACGAUGCUGCAUUUUGGGACGAAAGUGACGAAGAACUUGAUUUCGGAGGUAGUGACACAGGCGAUGACGCGGAAUUAGCAGAGUUCGAUGAAGACGGCGAGGAUGACGGCGCUAGCGACGACGACGAUAACUGACAUCAGCCCGUUCUACGCAAUAUUUGACAUUCACUACUUGACCUCCGAGAAUGGGUCGGCAAAGGAUUUCCUGACUCAGUAUACAAUUGCAUAGCGGGGGUAAGGCGUUUACGGAUCUCUUGCACCUUUGGCGCGCAUCCCGGUCCGUCUUUUCGUCGUAUUGGAUUAUCAUUGAUCGACUUUUCG
Molecule: messenger RNA, 1045 nt
Organism: Daldinia loculata
Lineage: Eukaryota; Fungi; Ascomycota; Sordariomycetes; Xylariales; Hypoxylaceae
Product: ubiquitin-conjugating enzyme/RWD-like protein
Exons: 3
Coding region: 158-859 (233 amino acids)
Biological process (GO): protein polyubiquitination; proteasome-mediated ubiquitin-dependent protein catabolic process
Molecular function (GO): ubiquitin conjugating enzyme activity
Source: RefSeq, a predicted model, not a curated record